This is a messenger RNA of Eucalyptus grandis, 447 nucleotides long. RefSeq names its product putative cysteine-rich receptor-like protein kinase 32. Gene Ontology annotation, molecular function: ATP binding; protein tyrosine kinase activity. NCBI's taxonomy places the organism in Eukaryota, Viridiplantae, Streptophyta, Magnoliopsida, Myrtales, Myrtaceae. The record is from RefSeq and is a predicted model, not a curated record. The coding region runs from base 1 to 447 and encodes 148 amino acids. The transcript is spliced from 3 exons. Gene Ontology annotation, biological process: protein phosphorylation.
AUGGGAGAACGGAGGCAAAUUUUUGAACUCCACUCCCUACAAUUUGAUCUGCCAACAAUAGAAGCCGCCAAAAAUGAGUUCUCGAACAACAACAAGUUAGGGGAAGGUGGAUUUGGUCCAGUUUACAAGGGUACACUACCUGGUGGUCAAGAAAUUGCGGCAAAGAGGCUAUCUAGGAGCUCUGGACAAGGAGUGGAGGAAUUCAAGACCGAGGUUGAACUAGUAGCCAAACUUCAACACAAAAACCUAGUGAGGCUUCUGGGAUUCUCCAUGGAAAGCAACGAAACAAUAGUGGUCUAUGAAUAUGUGCCCAAAGGGAGCCUCGAUCGCUUGUUAUUUGGUUUGCCUCUCUUUUAUCUCCUUUUCACCAAGUUAACACACCAGCAUUUCAGUCUAAAUGAUAUAUUUCACUCAGAGAAAAUGAGAAGUAAAUAUUAUUCAAGCUAA